AGUCCCCAGCGACUCGCAGGGGCUGGUGGGGCUGGGGUCCAGCUGCCGUGCUCCCCUGCCCUGCGCCGCGCCGCGCGUCUUGGUAGGCGCUGCGCUGCCGGGGCCGGGUCCUGGGCCAGUGCAACUCCGCCCCCAGCCGUAUCCAGCGGACUGUCCUCCGCCGCGCGCCCGGCACAGCAUGGGGAGGCGCUGCUGCCGGCGGCGCGUGCUGGCGGCCGCCUGUCUGGGCGCCGCGCUCCUGCUCCUAUGCGCCGCGCCCCGCUCCCUGCGCCCGGCAUUUGGAAACAGAGCCCUGGGCUCCAGCUGGCUUGGUGGGGAGAAGAGAAGCCCCCUGCAGAAGCUCUAUGACCUGGAUCAGGACCCGCGCUCGACCCUGGCGAAGGUGCACCGGCAGCGGCGCGACCUGCUGAACAGCGCCUGUAGCCGCCACUCACGCCGGCAGCGCCUGCUACAGCCGGAGGACCUGCGGCACGUGCUGGUGGACGACGCGCAUGGCCUGCUCUACUGCUACGUGCCCAAGGUGGCCUGCACCAACUGGAAGCGCGUGCUGCUGGCGCUGAGCGGCCAAGCCCGCGGCGACCCGCGCGCCAUCUCCGCGCAAGAGGCGCACGCGCCUGGCCGCCUGCCCUCACUGGCCGACUUCAGCCCCGCCGAGAUCAACCGGCGCCUGCGCGCCUACUUGGCCUUCCUGUUCGUGCGGGAGCCCUUCGAGCGCCUGGCAUCGGCUUACCGCAACAAGCUCGCGCGCCCCUACAGCGCCGCCUUCCAGAGGCGCUACGGUGCACGCAUCGUUCAGCGCCUGCGGCCGCGCGCGCUCCCCGACGCCCGGGCCCGCGGCCACGACGUGCGCUUCGCGGAGUUCCUGGCCUACCUGCUGGACCCGCGCACGCGGCGUGAGGAGCCCUUCAACGAGCACUGGGAGCGCGCGCACGCGCUCUGCCACCCGUGUCGCCUCCGCUACGACGUCGUGGGCAAGUUCGAGACGCUGGCGGAGGACGCGGCCUUCGUGCUGGGCCUGGCGGGCGCAUCCGACCUGAGCUUCCCUGGGCCGCCGCGGCCCCGGGGAGCCGCCGCCUCCCGCGACCUGGCAGCGCGCCUCUUCCGGGACAUCAGCCCCUUCUACCAGCGGCGCCUCUUCGACCUCUACAAGAUGGACUUCCUGCUUUUCAACUACUCCGCCCCCUCCUACCUGCGGCUGCUCUAGCGGUCCUGGAGGUCCUGUGGCCACGCGGGGCAAGUGCCUUUCCGACAAGACCCCCGGGGAAUGCAGGUGCUGCCGGCCCCAGGACCCCUCUUCAAGAGCCACUGCGUGCACUCACCUGGCCGCCGGGCCAGCGGGCGCAGGGCACACCUGGCCAGGCUUGGGGGCAGCCCAUCUCAGGUGGCCCUGCACGCGUGUGCCUGCCUCGGCCUGUCGCCUGAGGCCUGCUUCCUCCACUUGCUCCAGCUGACAGGCACCUCUCCAGGCCCCGUAGAUGGGCAAGGACUUGAUAACCAGGGUUUUAGGCUUUUAAAGGCCAUUUUGGGGGUCAGCCCUGCCCCUGAACCUGUUCAUGGUGCAUCAGAACAUAAUGCUGACACCGGUGUCAGUGUGGCCCGAGCCUGUGUCCUCCCCACCUCGCCCACCCUGGCAAGGACAGCUGCGGCCAAGGACGAAAGCCCUCCCUUGGCUGGCCUCACGAUGGGGCCGUCCCGGGAGCCAGGUGGGAGCUGCCUUCCACUGCCAUCGGGUCUCCUCUCCUCUCCCACGCGGCUGGCCCUACCCAGGCGCCACCUUCGGUCUCAGUCUGGCAAGACGCUGGGUCUUCAGGCUCCAUGCCAACAGAGCCCCUGGUGCAAUGCGGUCACAGGUUUUAUGGGACUUUGGUGAGCUGGGCGGUCAUGGUUUUGAAAUAAAUGUAUUUUGUUACUUUCUGA
Homo sapiens (human) is the source of this 1917-nucleotide messenger RNA. It is a transcript of the gene CHST13, whose product is annotated as carbohydrate sulfotransferase 13. Bases 179 to 1204 code for a protein of 341 amino acids. NCBI's taxonomy places the organism in Eukaryota, Metazoa, Chordata, Mammalia, Primates, Hominidae. Gene Ontology annotation, biological process: carbohydrate biosynthetic process. Gene Ontology annotation, molecular function: sulfotransferase activity; chondroitin 4-sulfotransferase activity. Gene Ontology annotation, cellular component: membrane; Golgi membrane; Golgi apparatus. The transcript has 3 exons. The record is from RefSeq and is marked reviewed.